Molecule: messenger RNA, 1587 nt
Organism: Microcebus murinus (gray mouse lemur)
Lineage: Eukaryota; Metazoa; Chordata; Mammalia; Primates; Cheirogaleidae
Gene: MIS12
Product: MIS12 kinetochore complex component
Biological process (GO): mitotic cell cycle; kinetochore assembly; mitotic sister chromatid segregation
Cellular component (GO): chromosome, centromeric region; nucleus; MIS12/MIND type complex
Source: RefSeq, a predicted model, not a curated record
GGGUUGGGACUAGAUCGGCAUCAUCGCGGGAGUACCGCAGUGGCCUGUUGAGUCAGCCUCUCCGGCCUGGCCGCAGGCUCGGUCUUGCAAGUCCCGGCAUGCAGCGGGGCCGCAGGGCCCGACGGGAGCCGGGAGGCGGCCGGAAGCCGUUCCUGCUCUGCGGUUUCUGUGUUCUUCCCUGCGUGGUGGAAAUCUCUUAGGAAACUAGACUCGUCGGCGUGCCUGGGCACCUCCGCGUUAAAUCUGCAAUUACUCAGUAGGCCGUACUCAUCUUGCCCUCAGGAACUUUUAAAUCUAUCAGAGAAGACGAGGCGGUAGAACUUGAUCAGUCACUACCCGGAAAGAGGUCUUGAGGGGAACUGAAAGGAGAGAAUUUAUCAGAGAAGUGUGUUUGAACUGGCCCUUGAAAGAUGUUUGGCCAGGGCAUCCCUCUGUGAAGGAAAGAAGAACUUUGGUUGGAGCAGAGUAGCCAGAUCAUAGCAGAAGUUAAGAACAUCAUAUUUUGUUCGAUUUUUCACAAUAGAAAAUAACAGCAAAAUAAGCCAAGAUGUCUGUUGAUCCAAUGACCUAUGAGGCCCAGUUCUUUGGCUUCACACCACAAACGUGCAUGCUCAGGAUCUACAUUGCAUUUCAAGACUACCUAUUUGAAGUGAUGCAGGCUGUUGAACAGGUUAUUCUGAAGAAGCUGGAAGGCAUCCCAGACUGUGAGAUCAGCCCAGUCCAGAUUCGCAAAUGCACAGAGAAGUUUCUUAGCUUCAUGAAAGGACGUUUUGAUAACCUUUUUAGCAAAAUGGAGCAGCUGUUUUUGCAGUUGAUUUUGCGUAUUCCCCCAAACAUCUUGCUUCCUGAAGAUAAAUGUAAGGAGCUACAUCCUUAUAGCAAGGAAGAAUUUCAGCAUCUCCAGAAAGAAAUUGACCAGUUACAGGAGAAGUAUAAGACUGAAGUAUGUACUAAGCAAGCCCUUCUUGCAGAAUUAGAAGAGCAAAAAAUUGUUCAGGCCAAACUCAAACAGACAUUGACUUUGUUUGAUGAGCUUCAAAAUGUUGGCAGAGAUCAUGGGACUAGUGAUUUUAGGGAGAGUUUGGUGUCCCUGGUUCAGAACUCUAGAAAACUACAGAACAUUAGAGACAAUGUGGAAAAGGAAAGCAAAAGACUGAAAAUAUCUUAAUUUCUAAAUAGUAAAAAUAAAGAGCCUGUCAAAAAGAAUGAUAAGGAAUUUACACCAAUGACUGUUCAAGUGAACUGUAUAGUGUAUUAGAUUUUCUUUGUUCACUCUUGUAUUCUACAUCUUCCUCUUUUUUGGUCCACUCUCCUGAAGUGUCUAUGUACUACCUUGAACUAGUCAGAAGCAUCUGUUCUUUAGAGGCCUCUCAUAGGUGAGAAGGGAUUCUUGAUUUAAUAACAGUUUAUUUGGGGGCAUGAUUGGGCAUGAUUGAAGAAAUAAGCCACGGCCAGUAUUUGUAGAGUUGUACCAUGGUCAUGAGCCCUUUGUGACCUUGAUUCUUUUGGCUUAUUCUUUGGAUGAGACCAAAUGAGAAAAGGGUUAAACGGGUGGCUUCUUUAUUUACCAGUCAUUACGCUAUUGGG